This is a messenger RNA of Emys orbicularis (European pond turtle), 3849 nucleotides long. It is a transcript of the gene CFAP61, whose product is annotated as cilia and flagella associated protein 61. The coding region runs from base 1 to 3849 and encodes 1282 amino acids. Lineage: Eukaryota; Metazoa; Chordata; Testudines; Emydidae. The record is from RefSeq and is a predicted model, not a curated record. The transcript has 27 exons.
AUGACUGCAAUAACUUCUGCAAGAGGAAAUACAGAAGUGGUCAAUGUCAGAAGAACGGAAGCACAUGAUGUUUCUGGUAUUAUCAGUCUCAUCAGCUAUUUUACUGAAAAAACUUUUGGAAGGAUUAAUGUCAUCUAUCUUUUAGAAAAAGCUAACCUUGCUGUGACACUCAGCAAGAAGAAUGAGGUUAUUGCCCAUGCUGCAUUUCUGGACUAUCCAAAUUGGAAUAUUGUUGAUCAAGCUGAUUGGGAAUCAUUCUUACAUGAAAACUACAGUGAUAAAAAGUGCACACCUCUGAAUACACUGUUUAUGCAUCUUUUUGUGGCAAAUGAUGAAUAUGCGGUUGGAUGUGCCCAAGAAAUCAUUAGGACAGUUUUUAAUGCAGUACCAGAAGUGCACUUUAUUCUUCUUUUCGUACCAAGUCAUGUGGAUUUAGGUAAGAGCUUAGGAACUUUUUUUGAGCGGAUGAUGAGUGUUCCAGGUUCGACAAUUGAUGUGGACUUUACUUUGUUUGUGUGCCACAGGCACCAACAUUGUCCCCAGCUGUACAUUCGCAAAGCAAGGGUGGAAGACCAUGAUGAUCUCAUGCCUAUCUUCAUGCACCAGAAUGAAAUUCUGAGAGAAACCUAUGGAGAAUACUUCCUUGCAGAACUCAUAGACGCUCAAGAUGAAAAAAACCAUGCUGUUGUUUGUGAGGAUGAUGGCACUGCAGUAGGUUUCAUGAGUGUGUGCUCUGAAGUGAAUAUACAAUUGCUUCAUGACUGUUUUGACCUGGGGCCUUUCCAUGGUCUCUGCAAACCACAUCCUGAUGAUAUUCUCAAACUACCACAGGAGCCAAGUAUUGAAACAGAUCCAUAUGCAGAUGCUGCAGUGCUUCAAAGGAGCUGCAGCAGUUGUGUAAAAGGAUCCUGGAAUAUGUCUGAUCUGAGCCCCCAAAGGCAAGCACCAGCUGCAAUGGAGGAGACAGAUGAAGAAAAAAGCAGCCAAACAAGUCAAGAAGCCGAAUCUGUUUCAUCUCAAAACUCUGAAUGUAUUAGUGCCCAUGAUAUGGAUAUUCAGAUGGACACUAAAACUGAAGAUGUCCUUCCCCAAACCUUGGAUAUUGCCACCUCACAUUCUACAACAGAAAGUGUUCAGAAUAAUGUUUCAGAGAAGGAGGGUGUAAACAUUGUUUCCAAUGCUGAAUUGCCAAUAGAUGAUGUCAUAGGCACAGAUUUGAAAGCCGCUGGGACACCUACCUUAGAGACUGAUGAGAGAGAUUCCUUUCAUCCUGUGUACAGAGGAGCUGUAACUGCUUUCUGUAUUCAGCUAUUCUGUAUUGAUGAGAAACAUGAAACAAGGUCACUGGAUUUCUUGCAAUAUGUUUUCAACCUCUUUCCAGACAAAGACUUUUGCAUCAUCACUGUGCCACAUCUUGUGCCAGAAUUCCUUCUGAUCCAGAAUUUUGUUCGAGUUAAUCCUUCCAGCAACUCCACUCUUGAUCAUGAGCUCUAUGUGUUUCACCGUGCAGGACUGCUCAAGUCAUUUAAGGUAAGAGCAGCAAUAACUAGUGAUACACCUGCUGUUGAAAUGCUCAUCAAAACUCUUGACUUGAAUGAAAGUAUACUGGAUGACUUAAAGGUCUUCACUCAGGCUCGCAGAGAUCCAGAUGGGACACCAGUCCAGGCAUUUGUAGCAGAAGUUUUGGAUCAGAUCGUUGGCAUUUCUGUUAUUAAAAAUGAAAUGGAUAUGGAAUAUAUCCGUUCACAUUACAACCUUGAAGAUUUUAUUUACUUCAAUCAUCACCAGCAGGAGGAACAUGGCCAUCUGUACCACUUUGCUCUAAAUCCCAUAUUCCAUCACUAUACCAAAUAUUUUCUGAAAGAGAUCCUUCGCUUAGCCUACAAGUCUUGCCUCUACUACCCUAUUUAUCCACAGUCUGUGGACGGCGAGUUUCAGAAUCCCUAUGCCCAUUCCCUGACAUCUGCCCUUCAUUACAUGGUUCCCGUGCGACCAAGACGACAGAUUGUCUAUCCUCUGGAAAAGCUUGGCAUAAACGCUCCAUCAAAGCAGGUCUCCAAGGAUCAGUUAAGCUAUGCUUUGAACCACAUAAAUCGAAAGCUGAUGCUAGAGCCCAAAGUGUCUGUCAAUGCUAGAAUUGUGGUGGCUGGUGCAUCAAAUGUUGGAAUCUCCUUUCUAGAAACACUGAUUUUUUGUCCGCACCUGAAGUUUAACAAUCUGACCCUGAUUUCAACUCAUGGGCUUCCAGGAAAAAAUCCACCAGACUCUAAGAACAGAGGAUUUUUAAUUCACAGCCACUGUUUUAAUGAUAAAGAUUAUGCAUUGAUGUCACUUUGUUCCUGGGUUAAUGUUGUGGUUGGUAAAAUGACUGGCAUAGACCGAGCUGCCAAACAUGUAGUGGUUUCCAAAGGAAAAAAAGUGCCAUACGACCACCUUGUUCUCUGUACUGGGCAGCAAUACCAGGUUCCAUGUCCCACUGGAGCAGAGAUCAGUAAACUUCAGACUAACAGGGAAGUCAUACACAGCUGUAAACAAAGCUAUACUGGUGAAGUUCCUACCAAUCUCUUUAAUCUCUCUGAUGAUCAAGACUGCUUAAAGGCAGGGCACUGGUUAAAAGAAAACUUUAUCAAUUCACACGGGAAUGUCAUUGUCUAUGGGAAUACCAUUGACAUUUACUCCACAGCACAAACCCUCCUAUCUCUUGGAAUUCAUGGUUCUCGCAUACACCUUGUGCAGCCACCACUUAGCUCAAAUGUAACUUGCCUUAACAACAACGCAAUCGAAAAAGCUGUUAAAGAGGCAUUGUCAGAGAAUGAUGUGUGUGUCUAUUAUGACAGUAUAUUGGCACAGUGGAAUGAAGGUGACCACCCAGAUCCUAUAACAUGUGCUUCUUUCACGACUAAUACAAGACCAUUUAAACUGCAAUGUGCAGCAUUCUUUAACUUUUCCAACAAGGGAGUGGAUUAUGAAACCUUCAAGGCGAUUAAUGACGCGUGCCUUGUUUAUGAUGGAAGACUUGUGAUUGAUGCCAACUUCCAUACUAAUGACGUUACUAUCAGAGCGGCAGGACCUUUAACCAAGUUCUCCAAUAUAUAUUAUGCAAAUGAAUGGACACACAGCAAUUUCAGUUCGAAAGAGAUCGGUUUCCAGCUUGCUGCAGCUAUGCUGAAUCUCUUUGAUCCAACUCUUGAGCCAGUUUCUGAGCCACCAGAAGAUCUGGAUAGACUCAUCCCUAUGUACAAGGGAUGUAAAAUUCAAGGAGGUGUUCUACCCGGAGGUUAUAAUUACUUGCAUAUUUCCAAACCAGGAAUCCCUACACGCUUGGAUGUACAAAUUACACAACCUAAUUAUGGGAUGGAAAUCAUAACAGGGGAUGCAACAAAGGGGAAUUACUUCAGGAUACAUGUCAACCAAUACUGUAUGGUAGAAACCAUUACCUGCCUUUCAAAGGAGCCCUUCCCUGUCUCCAACUACAUUUGUUUGUUUGGCCAGCAUGAGCGGGUCCUUAACAAUCUUUGUUCUCGCUGGAAGGAGGGAUUGAUCAAAGAUCUUUAUAGCUAUUUCAGGGAACCUUGGUCCAUGGCCAUCUAUCACGAUCGGUUUAUUGAUCUUAAGAAAGAACUGCGUCAAAUCCUAAUAUCCAGCCAGGUGGAUGGCCUUCCAUCAUUGGAACAGUCAGUUCACCAGAUAGUGGAUGGCGAACUCAUUCUUUCUGAGAAACCAAAGAAAUACCUGAAAAGGUUCUUUCAGCAAAAUAUCUACAAGAGACGGGUGGAGGAAAGCAUCCUCAGUUAUCUGAGCUACAAUAAUUACCAUCUGCCUAUGUAUGCAUGGCCAGGGAUUGUUUAG